Messenger RNA from Coccomyxa subellipsoidea C-169, 2782 nucleotides. Its product is annotated as TPR-like protein. Gene Ontology annotation, molecular function: protein binding. The transcript is spliced from 15 exons. The coding region runs from base 65 to 2782 and encodes 905 amino acids. The record is from RefSeq and is a predicted model, not a curated record. Lineage: Eukaryota; Viridiplantae; Chlorophyta; Trebouxiophyceae; Coccomyxaceae.
CGCAACGAUGGGUAUAAGGAGCACAAUACACAAUUAGAAGUAUAUUGGAAGGAUCAAACAUCGUAUGGAUCCUUCAUGGGCGCAGUCAGCGGACCAAGUCGCCAGCGGGCUGGCGUCCUUGUAUGUUGAGAGCAAUGGAGCAGGCCAGGGACACAAGCUUGCGGGGCAGGGGAACGGCUGGAUGGGCGGCCCUGCCGCCACCAGGGGCCCAACGCCACCUACAACGCCACACUCAAUGAUCCCCAGCGGGCAGAGCCCCAGUGCGCAGCAAGUUGGUUGGGGCGGUCAGACGAUCCCAGACUCGCAAGGGUUCCGGGUGCCCUGGUUCGGACGCAGCCGGGGCAAGGGCGGGCUUCCUCCUGGAGGUAGAGGAAGAAGAGGUCGCGGCGGGUACGAGAGGGGAGGCAGGAGGGGCUUCCGGAGGAACUGGCAUGGUGGCGCUCCAGAUCAGUAUGGGCAGGGAGGCGAGGAGGGCCUCAGCGUGGAGGACAUCGUCAGCAUGUGCCACAGCCUGCCUCAGAGCAAGCCAGUGCCCGAUGCAGCCUACCAGGCGCUGUUCCAUUUCGACUCCAGGGCCACAGCCCUCCUGCUCAAGGACCUGAGCAAGGCCGGCCUUGGCUUCCGCGCGGUGGAGAUAUUCGAAUGGCUGCGCAACCUGGAUGCCAACCACCCCCUAGCUUCCCUCUGCGACGUCUACACCUACACAGCCAUGAUCUCCAUGUGCAUCUACCAGCAGGACGUGGACCGCGCGAUGGACCUGGCGAAGGAGAUGCGGGUGCGCAACAUAGAGCGCAACGUGCACACCUACACGGCGCUCAUGAACGUGUGCAUAAAGUGCGGCAACUGCCCGCUCGCGCUGGACACCUACAACCACAUGCGCCAGGACGGAGCCUGCCCCAACGUCGUCACCUACAACACCCUCAUCGACGUGUAUGGCAAGAUGGGCCUCUGGGAGCAGGGCAUCAAGGUCCUCACCCUCAUGAAGACCGAGGGCGUGGAGCCGGUGCUGCGCACGUACAACACGCUGAUCAUAGCGUGCAACAUGUGCGGGCAGCCGCGCGAGGCCAUGGCAGUCUACAAGCGCAUGCUGGACGAGGGGUACUCGCCCAACGCGACCACCUACAACGCCCUCAUCUCCGCCUACGGCAAGGCCGGCCAGCUCGACAAGGUGAUGGAGGUGUUCCAGGAGAUGGUGCACAAGGGGUGCGAGCGCAGCGUGAUCACCUACAGCAGCCUCAUCAGCGCAUGCGAGAAGGCGGGCCAGUGGGAGCUGGCGCUCGAGCUGUUCAACGAGAUGGCCGGCGAGGGCUGCAUACCCAACACAGUCACUUACAACUCCCUCAUCACCGCCUGCGCCCAGGGCGCGCAGUGGGAGAAGGCGAGCGAGGUGUUUGAGCAGAUGCAGAAGGGGGGUUGCACGCCGGACGUGGUGACAUUCACGGCGCUCAUAUCCUCGUAUGAGAAGGGCGGCCAGUGGCGGCGCGCUCUCGGCGCGUACGAGCAGAUGCGGCUGCAGCGCUGCAAGCCGGACGCCAUCGUGUUCAACGCCAUCAUUGACACCCUCUGGGAGACCGGCGUCAUCUGGGCGCAGCGCAAGGCGCUGGCUCUGUUCCAGCAGGCGGUGGAGGACGGCCACUUCAAGCAGCAGCGCUGGGACACCUCCGGAGCACAGCGAGCAGAGGCGCGCACCCGAUCACGGUUCCCGCUUGCUUUACUGCUGUCUCGCGUGGCGAUGCUGAGCCUGUACUGCUGGCUGCUGGGCAUCAAGCGGCGGCUGCUGGGCGCGGGGCGUGGCUGCCUGCCGCUGCAGCUGGCCAUCGUCACCGACAAGGGCAAGGGCGCCAAGGAGCAGGGCAACCUCGUCGUCAAGGAGGCCGGCGUGCGCGCGGACGGGACUGCGGAUGCGGCGGCGGCAGCGGCGGUUUUGGACGACUACGACAGCAGCAAGGAGAUGGCGGUGGAGAUGCGCUGCCACGACGCAUUCACCGCCAUCCUGCACUUCGAGCGCACCCACUGCCUCGCCCUGCAGGCACGGCCACUCAAAACGCCCCUCACAAUGAACACCCUCACAGAGUUUUCCACCAAGCAUAGUCUGAUGAAACCAAGGGAAUCUGAGACAGCACUGAUGUGUGGGGGAAUUAUUUUGCAGAACAUGGGACUCAUGUACCAGCAGCGGCGGGUGGAGUUGGUGGCGCGCGUGCUGCACUUUGCGGCUCGGCUGGGACUGGCGGAUGACUACGUGAAGGAUGAUCUGCUGGAGCUGCUGGCGGUGGCGUGCCUGGUGAUAGCUGCCAAGCAGGGCGAGCGCUCCUCCCAGCUGCCAUCCAACGCCGACAUUGAACACGUCACCGGGCUGCAGGCUGGGCUGGUGGGGCAGAUGGAGUGGAACGUGCGGCGCGUUCUGGGCAAUGACACGGCGGCCAUCUCAACGCUGCGCUGCCUCAAGCUCUACCUGGAACGCAUGGGCUGCAACUUCCUCGCCCAGGAAACCGUCCAAUCCCUCGCCGGCUCAUCCUUCGCCCUGGUGACGGAGUCGCUGACUGACAUGGCCUUCCUGAACUGCCGCCCAUCGGUCAUCGCGGCAGCCGUCGUCUACGCGGAGCGGCGCGGCCGCGGCAUCAUCCCCUUCUGGCCCUCCAUGCUCGCCAAGCUGUCCGGCUACCAGGACAUGUCCACCCCCGAGCUCUCCGUCGCCAUCAAAGCUGCGCAACGCCUGGCCGCCCGGCUUGCCGCCUCGGCCGGGCCAUCCCCUCCGCGCACCCCCACCGCCCCCGGCGUUUGA